Messenger RNA from Pollicipes pollicipes, 1825 nucleotides. RefSeq names its product synaptophysin. Gene Ontology annotation, cellular component: synaptic vesicle; synaptic vesicle membrane. The record is from RefSeq and is a predicted model, not a curated record. Bases 149 to 859 code for a protein of 236 amino acids. The transcript is spliced from 6 exons. Lineage: Eukaryota; Metazoa; Arthropoda; Thecostraca; Pollicipedomorpha; Pollicipedidae.
UGCUUUGCAUGGUCUGUUCUGCCCUCUGGUAUCAUCUUGCUUUUCAUGCAGGUGCUGUUGCCAGCCACAGGCAUCUGUCAAGGGCAAAUUGUGAGCACCUAAAGUGAAUCAAACCCAUGCUGUCAAGAAGCCUCAUAAAAGUGCAACCAUGCUGAACUUUGAUGCUGUCAAGGAGCCCAGGGGCUUCAUGAAAGUUCUCCAGUUUUUCUUUGCGAUCUUGGCGUUCGCCACCACCACAAGCUUUAGCACGCACUUCACGUUCCACGCGACCGUGAGCGCCUGCAACGCCACCGGAGGCAGGGACGUGGUGCGGCAAGACGUGGUCUACCCGUUCGCACUGGACCACGUGUUUCUGAAGCAGCAGGUGUGCAACCAGCCAGCCGUGCAGGCGUCGUUCCACUUCCAAACGGACGUCUCGUCGGACGCCAAGUUCUUCGUGGCGAUCGGCGUGGUUUGCAUGCUGUACUCGAUGGCCGCCCUGGCCGGGUACACGCUCUUCAGCGAGCGAUACGCGGAGAGCCGGUUCCUGCCUAGUGCCGACUUCGUCGUACACGGCGUGCUCGCCGUGCUGUGGCUGGCGGCCUCGUCCGCUUGGGCCGACGGCACGGGCACACUUAAAGCAGGCUGCAACCCCGAACUGUGGCUGAACCAGGUGUGCGCCACCAACCAGCAGAUCAGUUGCGAGUUUGCUCCAGACGACUUCAACGGCUCCUUCGCGAAGCUGCAUAUCUCGCUGCUCAUCGGCUUCCUGAACAUGUUCCUGUGGGCUUCGAACAUGUGGUUCCUCUACAAGGAGACGCCCUGGUUCAAGACCGCGCAGGCGCCCGACAGCGACACGGGCAACAUUGGCAACAUCUAGGGGCUGGUGGCUCCCUGUACUUCACCUGCUGCACCUCGCGAGCACCUCGCCGGCGCGGCGCAGCGGCGGCCCAGCGCCCGUGCGGCCAGCUGGGGCUGCCACGCUCCGGGUCGACGACGCCCAGCCCGGCUCACACCGUAGCUGGCGGCGGGCCCCGGUCGACCCCUGCACGUGCGUUUGUGACGGUGGUCGGGCGUUUGUGGUGCUGUGAGGUCUGUGUUCGUCGGGGUCGGCCCGCCGGCGGGCGGUGCGGGGCGUACCGGCACCGGCUGGGGGCGGACCAUGCACGUGGGGUGAUCGGCCCAUGUGGCGUGCCAUGCUGCCGUACGUGCCGUCGAGCAUAAUGAGGGCGUGGUCGCGCCAUCGGCCGCUAUCGCGAGGCAGAGGGUGCGAUUCGCGUUUCAAUUUUUCGGUGUUAACCAGAUUACCAACGCGAGUUCAUGCAUCUGUGUGCUGAAAGUGCCUGUUAAUCCGUGAUAAAUUGGGGUUUUAUUUUAAUAUGUGUGAAUGACAAAUACCCUCCAAAGACUGGUUUCAGCAAUGCUAUGUAUGUCGGAAAGUGGAUGGAGAAGGAAGCGCACAGUUGUGCUUUAUGAGUUUAAACCAUCUGCUCCUCUUCUAAUGGCUUAUUGCGGUUGAUGAACCAUGCCAUGCAAGCCGAGGAUGGAGGUCACCUUGGCGUGCUCCUGCCCUAGUUUCGAGCUUCAUGUCUCAUGAUGCGACGACAGGACCGCGUGCUAACAGGCUUAGCGCCCGUCCCGUUCUCGCCUCUGGAGUGUUUCUAAUGUGUGGUUGGUUCGGCGUCGCUCUUCCGUGGCGAUGAAAUCAGCUCGUCACAGCUCGACGCGGCCAACGGUGUGCACAACGAGAAGGAUCCAGAUAUAAAUCAAUCGUUACUAUGGGUCCGAUCUGCUCCGUUCACGCCAAUCCUGUAAACAAACAGCGUAAUAAAGAAAAUGUGUAAGA